This is a messenger RNA of Cadophora gregata, 1596 nucleotides long. RefSeq lists its product as uncharacterized. The transcript is spliced from 4 exons. Lineage: Eukaryota; Fungi; Ascomycota; Leotiomycetes; Helotiales; Ploettnerulaceae. The record is from RefSeq and is a predicted model, not a curated record. The coding region runs from base 176 to 1489 and encodes 437 amino acids.
GAAAAGCUUGGCGAUUUGAGGUUCUCUCAACGUCAACUCAAGCUCACUGUUCCAGCUGGUUUUCCGUUCCAGCGAACGAUUGUCAAUUCAGCGAAAACCUACCAUUCUGCUCGUUAUAUUGAGCUGACGAGUCUUGCUAAGUCUUCUUCAAAUUAGUACCCUUCUACACCAAGCAAUGAUGGAUGGCGUUGAACUCCAGCUCCGGGGGCAGCAACACAUCCCAAACACCACUGUCACAUCAUAUCCUCAAUCUCACGACCGCCGACUCCAAGUAGGAGACCACUUUAGGGAAUCCAAAGAGCAACUGGAAUCGAAACUCGCAACAAUCGAUCGCUUCUAUGCCUCACCAGAAGCAGGCCCUCAUGAAGGUCCACCCAAUUGUCACCGAUGCAGCAAGAAAAAGCAUGACAUCGCCCAAGCAUUCUACGACUACUAUCUCUCCAAAGACUCAAGGGCUUGGUACGCUGGUAACGCUUAUUACACGCAAGAGAUGCAACGUCGUUUCGAGAGCCCAGACGUCUACUCCCUCGAUGAUAUCCACUCGUUCUUCCAAAGCGUGCUACGAGAACACCUGAAGCAAGAUCUGUGCACUGUCCUGCCAACAGACGACUCGAAGACUACAGAUUUCAAGUACAAGACCUCUGAAUUCUUCAAUGAAGGCCACCGCGCCACCAACGAAAUCCUAGACGCCUACCUAGACCACGUAUCAACCAUCGCUCCCAACCCUGACGCAGCAAUCGCCAGCUCCCGAUUGCAAGACACCUGGAACACCGAGUCCCGAGCCCGGCUCUACACCGCCUACUACUGCUCACCAAUUGGGCCAAACGAACCACCGGCCGCAAAAGCUAUCAAAGCAAAGCACGCACGCAUGUUUGAAGCUUUGGUUCCGCACGAUGAAGUUCUUGCGUCGUGGCGCAAAGACGCCGAGGACUCUCAGGCGGCGAAGAUCUCAGAGUUGCAGGGGAAGCUCAGCGAUAUCAAGAUGGCGCAGAGUGCGUAUUUGAAGAACAAGAAGAAGAAGGCGGAGAAAGAUCAACGGAUGCUGGAUCGGGAACCGACUCCAAGGAUUGAGCAAUGUGCGUUGGGUGGGUGUCCGAUUGAGAUUAAUCUGGUAAUGGAGGAGGUUAUUGAGUGUGCGAUUUGCGAGUGGAUGGAUCGAAAGGGUGGGGAGAGGGGCAGAGCGGUAUAUUGCUCGAUGGAGCAUGCUAACGAGGACUUUGAGGAGCACGAUGCCCACGAUCACAGAUGCAUGGCAGAGAAAUGCAUAUACUACCCCAAGCUCGGUCCUCCAGGAAACUUCACCUCCUCUCUAUGCGCCUGCCAGUGUUGCCUGGAAGAAGAUCUCCUCUCAGUAUACUGCUCGCGAGAAUGCUACGAAGAGAAUUUCGCUGAACAUCAGGAACAAGCCUACCAGAGACGCGGUAAUCACAAUCACUAUGAGGAGUUGGAGUAUUUCCGGCCAGCGGAGGAGAUGCAGAUCAUUUCUUGAUUCCUCCUGUUCCGGAUCGCGGUUCACGUGUCUCUAGAUAUUGUAUGCAUGUAAGAUUAGAAAUGUAAAGUGAGCUGUUCAUUCUUAGCUAUUUUUUUUUUUAUCAA